This is a messenger RNA of Ambispora gerdemannii, 975 nucleotides long. The record is from the annotation of a GenBank genome assembly. NCBI's taxonomy places the organism in Eukaryota, Fungi, Glomeromycota, Glomeromycetes, Archaeosporales, Ambisporaceae.
AUGGAAGAAUUCUUUGAAGAAUUUUAUUUGCAAGCUUCUCGUCCAGCUCCACCUCCACCUUCACCCACUAGUACCACAAGUAGUCCACGAAAAUCAUUUACCAGUACUAGUAACAUUAAUACUAAUGACAUUAACCUUCCAUACUCUCUUCCUACACUGUUAUUUCACCGUACACUUAAUCCACGCAUCAACAACAAGCAUCAAGAUGUUGCAAGAGCAAAAAUAAAAAGUGCUAUUGAGCGUGAACUAAGGGAAGAAAAGUUAAGAGAUGCUGCUUGCAGAGGGGAUUGUGAUAAAAUUAUAAAUUUGCUUGUAUUGACACCAAUACCCGAUAUCAAUCGAGCAGAUGACAAAGGUCGGACACCUUUACAUUUUGCGUGUGCUGGUGGUCAUAUUGACGCGGUAAAAUUAUUGAUUUCACGUGGAGCAAAUGUAAAUGCUGAUGCUGAUGUUGUUGGGAAUAGACCAUUGCAUUUAGCUGUGAUUUCGAAUAAAUUGGAAUGUGUAGUUACAUUAUUAGAAGCAGUGAUUGAAAUUGAAGAAAGAGAAGUGUUUCGUCAAGUGUUACAGAUUACAAAAAUACUGAGACAUUAUAUAUCCCUUCAGAGUGAUUCUGCUGACCAAGAAAAAAGUGAUCAUGAAGAAAAUAUUAUGAUGACAGAAGCUAAUGAUAAACAGGAUGCUUAUAAUAAUCCAAAAGCAUCUCCUUAUUCCACUGUGGAAACUUUGGAUAGUUUGACUGAGCAAUUAUCACAAUUGGCAAUGACCAGUGAAGAAAAUAAUAGUAGUGGUGCAAAUAGAAAUAAUAUUGUAGAUUCUGAUUCUCAAUUCCGUAACCAAUCAUUAACGAUGACGACGACUAUAGAAACUAAGACAACGGGAAUACCAUCAAAAUUUUUAUCUGCACAAGAUGCGAAUGUAUUGAAUCAAGUUCAAAGUGUUUUGGAUACCUUGAUAAUACAGAAUAAGAUAUAA